UGUUUGUUUUUCAAAGCAGUACAGUAAACGCUGAUGCUAACGUAAGUAAGCACGCGUGUUUACGUCCUUCUUUAACUAAUCGAUUCUGCCUGCCAUGUGACUGCAUAACCCGCUCACAUGAGCGCCGAGUUGCAUUAUCCGCUUUAAGUUUUUUAAAGUCCUCUGAUCCAGCUCGCAGCUGAGACUGACAGGAGUUGCCAUGGCGAGUGGCUGCGAGCAGAAAGUGGUGCUGAUCACCGGCUGCUCCUCUGGGAUCGGACUGCGGAUCGCCGUGCUGCUGGCCAGAGACGAACAGAAGCGUUACCAUGUUAUUGCCACUAUGAGAGACCUGAAAAAGAAGGACCGGCUGGUGGAAGCAGCGGGUGACGCGUACGGCAAGACCUUGACACUGCUGCCGUUGGAUGUGUGCAGUGAUGACUCAGUCAGGCAGUGUAUUGACAGUGUAAAGGACCGCCACAUCGACGUUCUCAUUAAUAAUGCAGGCGUGGGUUUGCUGGGCCCUGUGGAGAGCAUCAGUAUGGAUGAGAUGAAGAAAGUGUUUGAGACCAACUUCUUCGGAACUGUGCGCAUGAUAAAAGAGGUCAUGCCAGACAUGAAGAAGAGGCGAGCUGGCCACAUUAUCGUCAUGAGCAGCGUAAUGGGCCUGCAGGGUGUGGUAUUCAAUGAUGUCUACACGGCCUCUAAGUUCGCCAUCGAGGGCUUCUGUGAGAGUAUGGCUGUGCAGCUGCUGAAGUUUAAUGUGAAACUGUCUAUGAUCGAACCAGGCCCAGUGCAUACAGAGUUUGAAACAAAGAUGAUGCAAGAAGUAGCCAAGAUGGAAUAUCCUGGAGCAGAUGCAGACACAGUCAGAUACUUCAAGGAUGUAUACAUUCCAUCGUCCAUUGAUAUCUUUGAGGCAUUGGGACAAACCCCAGAGGACAUCGCUAAAUGCACCAAGAAAGUGAUUGAAUCCAGCCAACCUCGAUUCCGGAAUCUGACCAACAGCCUCUACACGCCCAUUGUGGCCAUGAAAUACGCGGAUGAGACCGGAGGACUUUCAGUGCACACCUUCUACAACCUUCUCUUUAACUUUGGCUCGCUUAUGCACAUUACCAUGAGCAUCCUCAAAUGCCUGACAUGCAACUGUCUGCGCAGACGCACCAUUUCUCCUGACUGAAGAGGGCAGCAGUGAGACGCACACACUCACACUUCCCUCAGUUUACAGCAGAAUAGGACACAAUUCAAUGCAACAAACAGAAUACAAUACCUCAAAGGAGUAUUCCACAUUAAAACACAUUAUAAAAAGAGGCAGAUUUGGAUUUUCCAACAAAAAAAGAAACAUGUACAUGUAUCAUUGUAUUAAUGCUAACACCUCUAUUCAUCAGAACAACUCAGUUACUGUAAAGCACAUAAUGUUUUAAAAGAGUAGGUUGGUUAAGUUAUUAUCGUGAUUGUGAAUUACGCAGCAUCUGUGUCUACAAAAAAAAAAAAGAAAUUGCUACAUGGAAUCAAACAGUACACUAGUACACAAAGGUAAUCGUGAAGCUUAUGAUGUUCAUAUUCAAGUGAAAAAUAAUCACAUAGCUGCCUUUAUUUGUACUAAUGACGUACAUGGAGAUGGUUUUAUCUGUUUAAAAUCUAUUUUGCUCCUUUUAUUAGCCAAGUCUAUGUUUUUUAUUUGAAUUAACUUGAACAUUUAGGCGGUCUUAAAGCUUUAUUUAAAGAUGUGCUGAUUUUGAACCUAAAUAACAAUGCAAUGUGAUCAUUUUGCUCAAGCCUGGAAGCGUAUUACAGUUUUUCUCAAUUGAUUUGACACACAAGAUAUAUCAGGAAAAACCAAUUGCAGCUCUUUUUAUUUAUUUUUCAAAAAUCACAAUCAUUUGUGCACCAUUUUUACAACCACAACAAACAAAACUGCUAUUUGUUAAAUUCUCAGUUGUACUUGUAAUGUUCUCAAUGAUCUUGAAGGGGAAAAGAAAAACAACAACAACAAAAAGAAGAAUGGGAAAAGGAAGAGGUGUAAGAGUGAGAGGUUUUGGAGAGGUAGAGGAAGGGUAAUACUGGGAGGGAGAGGAACAGUGGAAGAGGUAGAAAGAGAUGAGGGGAAAGGAAUCGAUGGUAUUGGAAGAUGAGAUGGAGCAAGAAGAGCUGAGGAUGUUGGAGAAGCAAGAAGAGUUGAGGAUGUUGGAGAAGCAAGAAGAGUUGAGGAUGUAGGAAGAGGAGAAGAGGGAGGUGUAGAGUGGGUAGAGUGGAGGUUAAUGGUAUCAGUGGAAAGAGCAAGAGAAGAAAAUAUAAGAAGACAUGGACAGAGGGAAAGGGGAAAGCAAGGUGUAAGAGGAGGUAGGAGAGGUAGAAGGAUAGGGUAUAGACAGUUUUCAAAUGAAAUCAGAGCCAACCUAAUUGACCAUGUCAUAAAUUAUGGUCUUUCCUUGAGCUGGACAGAGAGUUCAGUCCAAUAUAAACAUUGUGCCACGGUCAAUGUCCCUGGACGACAAGUGCUUCAAUCCACUGAUGGUGUGGCACACAACACAGAAACGCUUCUAAAUAUUUAAAGCUCCCUCAAUGAAAUCCUCUUUCCACAGGGUGAUCAGGAGCAAAUUGAGCGAAAUUGUGUAGUUUUUUUGAGACAAUGUCCAAUUUCACCAUUCAGCAUUGGUGCAAGAGGGGUUUGAGCAUCACCCACAUUUCAGAAUGGUGUUCCUUCCAGCAUGUUCUCCUCUUGGAGAUGGAAACUAUAUGAUCACAAUCCUUACAACUAAAUAAGUCUUCCUCAAGCAAUGGAAGAGGCCUGUGGAGAAGUUGAGGCACAAGGAAGGAUCCAGCAUUUACAGCUUUUUCCCACGAUGCAUGACCUUGUGAAAAUAAAUGCUGCCUGUGAUGAUAAUGGUUCUUUGACCAGAUGUAAAUAAGAGGCAAGAUCUAUAAAGUUCACUGAUUCAAUGAUUGCAGUACAUUUAUUUAUUUACGUUUAUAUGUUAUUAUUUUAGUUUUUUUGUUUUGUUUUGGGGUUUUUUGGGUUUUUUUUUUUUUUUUUUUUU
Molecule: messenger RNA, 3017 nt
Organism: Ctenopharyngodon idella (grass carp)
Lineage: Eukaryota; Metazoa; Chordata; Actinopteri; Cypriniformes; Xenocyprididae
Gene: rdh8a
Product: retinol dehydrogenase 8a
Exons: 6
Coding region: 200-1156 (318 amino acids)
Biological process (GO): estrogen biosynthetic process
Cellular component (GO): cytoplasm
Molecular function (GO): estradiol 17-beta-dehydrogenase [NAD(P)+] activity
Source: RefSeq, a predicted model, not a curated record